Molecule: messenger RNA, 1407 nt
Organism: Naegleria lovaniensis
Lineage: Eukaryota; Heterolobosea; Eutetramitea; Acrasida; Naegleriidae
Exons: 4
Coding region: 1-1407 (468 amino acids)
Source: RefSeq, a predicted model, not a curated record
AUGAGUGUUACAUUGGUCAGUCCGAAUUCCACUACUACUAUGGAGAGUUCUUCCGAAAAUAAUUUAUUCAUCAUGAUGGCCAAGCCAUCCAAGCAAUAUCGUGGAAGCAAUAUUUAUCCAGAUACUGUUGAAUUUUCACAACGAAUGCAAUUCUGUUCGAAUUUAUCCAUCGACAUGAUUCAUACUAAUUUUUAUCAAGACAUUACCACAAAUAUUCCAAAUUCAUUUUCAUGUGAAAAAGUUGAAUUUCCACAAUCAUUGUAUUUCAUUCGACCCACUGUAGGAGGUAAAGAAGUAUUGUAUGAACGAUUUAGUCCAAGUCACGACAGAGACAUUUGUCAAGUGGUCCACAAGUGGGAACAGCUAUUGAAUUUAAAUUGUUCGAGUUUAUUAUGUCAUUCUCGUGAAAAGUAUUUAGAAAGUUAUAUUCAUGGAAAUACCAAUGGUGAAACGUCAAUUUAUGAUUGGAUUAAUUAUUGUAGAUAUUGUAAUAUUGCCACGAAAAUUAAUUAUGUACAGGAUGGAUGUCAAAUUGCUGAUGCAACAGUAUCUAAUAUUCUAACUGAAUUUCCGUCAUCGAUCAAAUAUUGUGGAUAUUUACAAUUUGGAAUUCCAAUUGUUUUUGGCGUUUCAUUAUUUGAUCGAUCCUAUACCAUUAUGUGUUAUUGUGUGAAAGACAAUUAUUUUAGUCUUUAUUGCUCGUAUACUAACCAAGAGGAAAUUCUAAGUGAUGCCAUGGUUUACAUUGGCUUAUUAGCACAUUUUUUAUCUUUCUUGGUAUCUUACUUUGUUGGCAUGUUUGUGAUCAUGCAACAUGUGAGUCUAAUUUGUGCCUACACCAGUCUACUCACUUGGAUUUUGUAUUGGUUUUAUUUGGUUCGAUAUUUGAAAACUAAACAAACGACAUCAGCCUACUGUAGUUAUCUAUUACUGUUUGUUGGAUUUGUUUUCGUUUUGACAGCAAUGGUGGGCGCUUCUUUGGGACUUUUAGCUGAUUCUUGGUCAUUGAAUGCGUACAAUAUUAAUGUUUUGAAUUAUGUUCAAUCAGGUGUAGGAAUACUUGCAGUGUUGUCAUUUAUUGGAGUUGCCAUUUGGAUGAACGUAGUCAUUUCAAGAAUGUCUGAUAUUAAGCUCAUACACACCUCAUUUUUACGAUUUGUUAUAUUCGCAUCUCUCAUUCUCACCUUCAUGAGUGUAUCAUUUUCAGUGACAGCAUUCAUGAAUGCACCUUUAAAUGACACUACGAAUGGAGUUUUUAUUUUCCUGACGAAUGCAUUACUUGUUUCCUUAAUGAUUGGACUUUCUGUGAUCGAAUUCGACAAGAGUGAAUUAUUAGAAUUUUAUGGAUGUUGCUGCCGCUGCAGUUAUUCAAGAAACAAACAAAUCAAGAUCUUGCAGAUCUGUUAG